GGUGUGCAAUAAUUUAAUAUUGGCCAAAAGUACAUAGGUACAUAAUAGCUGUGCAAAGCUUUCGAAGUGCUUUGGAAAGCUACCACACUGAAAGUACCUGUGAAGAAUAUUUGAACAUGAGUAUAAGCUUGAAAGUAGACAGUAUUGCUAGUUGGUCUUUCUAUGUGUGUGCCUGCAUAUUUAGAAAAACACAGGCCAUAAGGUUAAAGUUGUGCCUGUUUUUGAUUGUUGUUCUGAGUGUGCUCCUGGUUCUCUUAAUGACAAAUAGUAUUGAAAAUAACAGCACAUACGAGUUCCCUGAAUAUGUUCUAUUGAAUGAAACGGAGGAUCAAUUAACUGUGAAUAUAACAGAAGAAGACAUACUGGACUCAGCUCCUGGUCUGUUGCUGCUUCUCAUUCACGCUAGUGGUAAGGAGGUGGGCAAAGAGAGAAGAGAUGCCAUCAGAGCCACCUGGGUGUCUGAAAUAGAUGCAAUUUCAGAAGAGCUAGGACAAGAAAUUUCCUACAAGUUUGUACUGGGUGGAUUCAAUGUAUCAGCAGUAGUUAUGCAGAAUCUGUCAAUUGAAAACAAGAUUUAUAAGGACAUGAUAUUUUUACAAAACGUUCCAGAUACACAUGCUUCAUUGAGUCUACGCACACUUCAAGGAUUCGAAUACUAUAGAAACACCUCGAUGAAUUACCAGUAUGUUAUGAAAUGUGAUGAUGACACUUUUGUCCAUUUAAAGACAGUAGCAAAGGAGCUGAAGGAAAUGAAUGGAGAAGGCAGACUCUACUGGGGAGAGUUCUUAGGAGCAAGUAAUGUGAUAACCGAAGGGAUUUAUGCUGAGUAUAAGUGGUAUCAAUGUGACUCCUAUGUUCCUUAUGCUUAUGGCGGAGGAUAUGUAUUAUCUAGUGACCUUGUGGAACUCCUUGCGAUAAAUGCACCUUAUCUAAGAGUGUACAAAAAUGAAGAUGUGUCAGUAGGAGCCUGGUUGGCUCCUUACAGCAUAAGUAACAGAUUUGAUGCUAGGUUCAAUGCUGGUUCCAUCAGCAGAGGCUGCAAGAGACAGUUUAUUGUGUCCCACAAAAUUUCACCUGAGAUGAUGUACUCGUAUUUUGCAAGUUUAACCCGCGAUGGUUACUUUUGCAGUCGGAAAAACAGGUGGUAUGGAAUGAGAGGACACACAUACAAUUGGAAAAGAAUACCGUCAAAAUGUUGUAGACACAGUAGAAGAAUUCCGUAGCUUGUUUAAUGUGUGUGUGUGUGUGCAUCUCAAUCAUUACAUCUUCAUAAAUUAUCAUUGGUUUAUACUAAUGAGAUAUUAAUUAUACAUGUACACAGAACCUUCAA
Molecule: messenger RNA, 1330 nt
Organism: Halichondria panicea
Lineage: Eukaryota; Metazoa; Porifera; Demospongiae; Suberitida; Halichondriidae
Product: beta-1,3-galactosyltransferase 6-like
Exons: 3
Coding region: 117-1223 (368 amino acids)
Biological process (GO): glycosaminoglycan biosynthetic process
Cellular component (GO): Golgi membrane
Molecular function (GO): UDP-galactosyltransferase activity
Source: RefSeq, a predicted model, not a curated record